AUGGAGACGACGCCCCCCACCAAGCUAAACCCCAACCUAAGCGGCGUCCCAGAGACACUCCUCGGCAUCCUCUACGCCCGCGCCGUCGACGCCAGAGCAGCCACGCCGAUCCUGGCCGACCGCCACGCCGCCCGCCUGGUGCAGCAGCUCGACUACCACUGGACAGGGCUGCGGCUCACGGGGGCCCGGUGCGCCGUCUUUGCCCUCCGCGCGCGGUUCCUGGAUCGGUGGGUGGGCGAGUUCUUGCGCGAGGCUCGGGGCCGGGGCGAGCCGGCUGUUACGGUGCUGCAUCUGGCUGCGGGGCUGGACACGCGCGCGCUGCGGGUCCUCGAGGAGUAUUGCUGUCGUGGUGGUGGUGAUGAUGAUGAUGAUGAUGAUGAUGAUGAUGAUGAUGAUGAUGAUGAUGACGACACUGGGCUGCUGGUGCACUGGGUGGACUGUGACCUGCCGAACGUGGUGGAGCUGCGAGAGAAGCUGGCUCGCGUGCGGUACGAGUGCAAGGCCGUCGACGUCACGGAGGCGAACUGGCUGGCGAGGUUGGCAUUGCCUCGCAGCCGGCCGACCAUGGUCGUGUUCGAGGGGCUGACGAUGUACCUGCAACCAGCGCAAGGGGGAAGGAGGAGCGGUGACGGUGGCGGUGGCAGCAGCAGCAGAAACCAGGUGUGUUUUGACUGCCUGUCCUGGCUCGCUGUGGUGCUGCAGAGGCUCGAGCCCAUCGUGGCGCAGACGGGGGCGAGGUUCUACUGGGCCGUGGACGAGCCGCGGGAGCUGGAGGGCGGCGAGGCGGGGUUGAGGCUGCGGGACGAGGUGUUUCCUAUUGCUGCGGCGGAGAAUGUGGAGUUGCCGUAUCUGGCGCGGUGGGGGUUCUGGUUGGGUUCUUGGAUCCCUGGGGUGAGGAGGAUGGGGAGAUAUGUCAGGUUUGAGUGGUGA
This is a messenger RNA of Cryphonectria parasitica EP155, 930 nucleotides long. RefSeq lists its product as uncharacterized. NCBI's taxonomy places the organism in Eukaryota, Fungi, Ascomycota, Sordariomycetes, Diaporthales, Cryphonectriaceae. The transcript is spliced from 3 exons. The coding region runs from base 1 to 930 and encodes 309 amino acids. The record is from RefSeq and is a predicted model, not a curated record. Gene Ontology annotation, biological process: methylation. Gene Ontology annotation, molecular function: methyltransferase activity.